AUGGAUAAGGGCGUACAAGGAGCUCAAGACGUGCGAAGAUCGGCGAGAUGUUUUAACGAAUCACUCACUAGAUCCGGCGGUGAUACGUUUGGAUCCUUACGACCGCUCAUUGAACUCCUUUGGUGCUCGAUGUCGUCUGAUAACCGACGUGUUUGGUACAGAUUGGGUUAA
Ostertagia ostertagi is the source of this 171-nucleotide messenger RNA. Lineage: Eukaryota; Metazoa; Nematoda; Chromadorea; Rhabditida; Trichostrongylidae. The record is from the annotation of a GenBank genome assembly.